Messenger RNA from Coccinella septempunctata (seven-spotted ladybird), 832 nucleotides. It is a transcript of the gene Prosbeta3, whose product is annotated as proteasome subunit beta type-3. The record is from RefSeq and is a predicted model, not a curated record. Gene Ontology annotation, biological process: proteasome-mediated ubiquitin-dependent protein catabolic process. The coding region runs from base 152 to 769 and encodes 205 amino acids. Gene Ontology annotation, cellular component: proteasome core complex, beta-subunit complex; proteasome core complex. The transcript has 4 exons. Lineage: Eukaryota; Metazoa; Arthropoda; Insecta; Coleoptera; Coccinellidae.
UUUCUAUGAUAAAAAACUGUCAAUUGUCAAGAGUCAAAAUCAAAUUUUACAAGUAAUUCAACAAAUUGACCGAUUUGUUGAUGUGAUAAUUUUAUUUCUAAUUCUCUUUCAAUAGUUAUUCUGAUAUUGGGUGAUCAAAAACUUAGCCAAAAUGAGUAUUAUGGCAUACAACGGUGGGGCUAUGCUAGCCAUGAAAGGGGACGGCUGUGUGUCCAUAGCUGCUGAUAAGCGUUACGGUAUUCAAAUGCAGACAGUCAGUACAAAUUUCCAAAAAAUCUUCGAAAUGGGACCCCACCUUUACGUAGGUUUACCUGGCUUAGCUACAGACACCCAAACGGUGAUGGAAAAGCUUAGAUUCAGGAAGAAUAUUUAUGAACUGAAAGAAAACAGGAGAAUAUCCCCCAAAGUGAUGGCUUCUAUGAUAUCCAAUAUGUUGUAUGAGAAGAGAUUUGGUCCCUUCUUUGUUGAACCCAUUGUCGCAGGAUUGGAUCCAGUAACAUACGAUCCCUUCAUAUGUAACAUGGACUUAAUAGGCUGUAUCAAUAAGCCUGAAGAAUUCGUAGUUGGAGGAACAGCCAGUGCACAGCUGUACGGUAUGUGUGAAUCUGUUUGGGAACCAAAUUUAGGGCCAGACGAUCUCUUUGAAACUACUGCACAAGCUUUAAUGAAUGCAUUCGACAGGGAUGCUAUCUCAGGUUGGGGUGCCACUGUUUAUAUUAUAGAAAAAGAUAAGGUCACAAUUAAGGAAUUAAAAACACGUAUGGAUUGAAUAUUUAGACUUAAGGUUAUUAUUAUCAAUUUUUCUUACGAAUAAAGAAAUUUUUAACAUCAA